UAGACUCGGUCCAUCAGUGACCUGCUGUCUCGCUCUAUCUCAGCGGAGACAUCAAGUGGAGAUGUUGCCCAGACUUUGGAUUGUGACGACCGCUCUCCUGUUUCUUGCCUCGUGCAUCUUGUGUACAAACCCAGGCUUGAAAGUGAGAGUAACGCAGAAAGCUUUGGACUAUGGACGACGGGUUGGGAUCGGUGUGUUGCAACAGAAGUUGCGAGAGAUACAGAUUCCAAAUAUGAGCGGUAAAGUGAACGUAGUGAUUAUCGGCGACAUAGAAUACUCUGUCAAAUCGAUACGCAUUUACAAGUUGGGUUUACCGCAGUCUACUCUGAAAUUCUCUGCUGGCCGGGGCAUUCAGCUCUCCAUCACAAAUGGUUUCAUUGGUGUGAAGGGUGACUUUAGUGUUCAAAAGUUCAUUUUUCAGAUGAGUGGAUCAUUUGACGUGUCUGUGAGUCGUCUGUCAAUAUCACAGAAGAUAGGAAUGACCCGUGACAGCACUGGCCGCCCAGCUCUCCAAAGCGUUGCCUGCUCAACCAAUGUUGGGAAAGUAGACUUCAAGUUCACCAAAAGAAAUCGAUGGUUGUAUAAUCUGUUCCGCAAAUUCCUCGAGGAACCCAUUCGUAAAGCCCUUACCAAACAGAUGUGUCCUAAAAUCUCCAGUGCACUCAGGGGAUUGGAAAAGAAUCUAAAGACCAUGGAAAGUAUGUUGUUUUACAUUCUCCCUCAUUCUGCCAUCGCCUUCCAAAAACUCUCUCAAGAUGCAAGGUUCAAAAUUAACCCAUUUGCUGAGGUUGACUAUUCACUGGUUAAUCAAAUUCAAAUUUCAAAUAACGCCAUGGACCUGGAUUUUAAGGGUCAAUUCUACAGAGUGGGAAAAAAUAAAGAUCCUCCCUUCAAGCCACCUCCAAUCAGCCUUCCCAGUCAAUCCAAUCGCAUGUUGUACUUGGGAAUAUCUGAUUUCCUUGCUAACUCAGCAGGAUUUGUGUAUUAUGAAGCUGGGGUCUUACAAAUGAAAAUCACCGAUAAAAUGAUUCCGACUACAUCGCCUGUCAGAUUAAACACAAAGUUCUUCAAUCAGAUCGCACCUGGGCUGCAGAAGCUCUAUCCUAACAUGCCAAUAGAAAUGCGCCUGCGAGCCACUCGAUCGCCAAUUCUGCAGGCUGCAAAAAAACACAUCAACGUUCAAGCAUUUGGAGCACUUGACGUGUGCGCAGUCCAGCCAAAUUCAACCCUCGCAUCACUUUUUGUCCUGAACAUUCAAGCGAGUGUCUCUGCUCGUGUGCGUAUCGCUCAGAUGAAACUGAUUGGAUCCCUACAACUGAAUAGUCUGACAUUGACUCUUGGUCGUUCUAAUGUUGGCCCUGUUCGGGUGGCUGAUCUGGAACUGAUAAUGAACAUUGCAGUAAAGUCCGUGGUGUUACCAGGCGUCAAUGGUAAGUACGUGAUGGAGACUGUUUGGGAUUUCCACGGUAAAAAUGGAUAA
Molecule: messenger RNA, 1480 nt
Organism: Amblyraja radiata (thorny skate)
Lineage: Eukaryota; Metazoa; Chordata; Chondrichthyes; Rajiformes; Rajidae
Product: bactericidal permeability-increasing protein-like
Exons: 13
Coding region: 62-1480 (472 amino acids)
Molecular function (GO): lipid binding
Source: RefSeq, a predicted model, not a curated record